CACUUAGCAGGUUUAAAUACAGACAACUAGAAGGACUUUUAUGUUCCUGUCUCCACAACUGACUAUGGAGACUCUGUGGCUCUCUGAAGAAAAGGAUGUUCUUGUGCUCCUGCAAUAAGACCAGAUUGUUUCAGCCAAUUGAGACAUUUACCAGAGAUAACUUAUAAAAAAAUGGGGACCUUUUGGAGAGCAAGUGUAAGGACAGACAACUAAGAGAAUAUUCAUCUUCUUGUCUCUACAAACAAGAAGACGACGAGAGGAAUCAUUCUGUCUACAAAGAGGAUGUUCCAGUGCUUCAAGAACACUUGAUUCCACAUAUGACUUGGAAAUCUGGACACUGAGCAGGUGUAAGGACAGACAACUAGAUAAGUAGACAUCUUCUUGUCUUCACAAUUUCUACAAAGAAGUUGGACUGACUACUGAGGCUCGGUGACUCUACAAAUGACUGUAUGGAACCCUGAAAAAAAAGGACAUUCUAGAACAGAUUCCUGUUGUCUGUAGAGAGAGAUCUUUCACGUCCAACUUGGAAACUCAUGGGCAAGGGGACUCUUUCUGUAACAAUACAUAUUUACAUAUUUGGAUAACUUCAAAAUGUUGACAUUUAGUCACAGAGAAGGUAUGAGGACAAAAAAAACUAGAGAAAUAAUAAUCUUUUUCUCUUUGGACACUGAAAAAAGGACGUGCUAGUCUUGUUAAAGAAGGCCAGAUUCCUACAGCCUGUAGAGAGAGAUCUCCAAUAGAUAAUGUUGGACACAAGAUAAGUGUGAGGACAGUCAAUUAGAAGAUUAUUCAUCUUCCUGCAGAGCAGUUGGACUGAUUACUGAGACUCUGUGCCAAAGGAACUCUUUGUGUCCAUGGCUGGACUCUCUGGAGAAGAAGAGGUUCUACUGCAAAUCCUCAAAUGAGUUUCCACAGCACGUAGAGAGAAAGUGUCCACAGAUAACUUUUAAAUUUGGACAUAAAACACAAUUUCAUCUUUGUAUGCUGGAGUUUAGUCUCCAGAAUUACUCCCUACAAGCUUACCUGAGUCAAACUGAGCCCUAGAUUUCACAUUCACGGUUAGGGUGGUGUGAACUCAAGACUUGAUCUAGCUGGGAGAUUUACUGUAGUGCACAUUAAGGUGUGUGUAGUUUAUUUAAGGGUUAGGCCUGGGCUACAUGAGACAUCAUGACUCUGGCAGGUCGACUGGACGAGCUGGAGGCUACACUGGAGCACAUGCUAAUGGAUGUGUUUAUGACAGAGGGGCGGAGAUGUCAGGUCCAUCUCCUGGACGACAGGAAAUUGGAGCUGCUUGUGCAGCCCAAGCUGAUGGCGAAGGAUCUCCUGGACCUGGUAGCAUCCCACUUCAAUCUGAAGGAGAAGGAGUAUUUUGGAAUCUCCUACACAGAUGACACGGGGCACUUCAGCUGGCUGCAGUUGGACAGACGUGUUCUGGAACACGAAUUCCCCAAAAAAUCCGGCCCCAUCGUUCUCUAUUUCUGCGUUAGGUUUUAUAUAGAGAGUAUUUCAUACUUGAAGGACAAUGCCACCAUCGAGCUGUUCUUUCUCAAUGCCAAAUCAUGCAUUUAUAAGGAGCUCAUAGAGGUGGACAGUGAAGUAGUGUUUGAACUGGCCUCCUACAUAUUGCAGGAAGCCAAAGGAGACUUCACGAGUAAUGAAGCCACACACUCUGACCUAAAGAAGCUGCCUGCCCUGCCUACACAGGCACUGAAGGAGCAUCCGUCACUCGCUUACUGUGAGGAACGAGUCAUUGAGCACUAUAAGAAGCUGAGCGGGCAGUCCAGAGGCCAGGCUAUUGUCAAUUAUAUGAGUAUAGUGGAGUCAUUGCCUACAUAUGGAGUGCAUUACUACGCGGUUAAGGAUAAGCAGGGGAUCCCGUGGUGGUUGGGGUUAAGUUAUAAGGGCAUCUUUCAGUAUGACUACCAAGACAAAGUGAAACCCAGGAAGGUGUUUCAAUGGAGGCAGCUGGAGAACCUGUACUUCAGAGAGAAGAAGUUCUCAGUGGAAGUUCAUGACCCUAGAAGCAGGGCGUCGGUAACGCGAAGGACGUUUGGUCACAGCGGCAUCGCCGUGCACACCUGGUACGCCUGCCCUGCCCUCAUCAAAUCCAUCUGGGCCAUGGCCAUCAGCCAGCACCAGUUCUACCUGGACCGCAAACAGAGCAAGUCUAAGAUCCACGCUGCCCGCAGUCUCAACGAGAUAGCCAUCGACCUUACAGAGACGGGCACUCUGAAGACAUCCAAGCUUGCCAACAUGGGCAGCAAGGGCAAAAUCAUCAGUGGCAGCAGCGGAAGUCUUCUGUCCUCAGGUUCUCAGGAAUCGGACAGUUCUCAGACCGCUAAGAAGGACAUGCUGGCAGCUCUGCGUGCCAGGCAGGAGGCUCUGGAGGAGACACUGAGGCAGAGGAUAGAGGAGCUGAAGAACAUCUGCAUCAGAGAAGCGGAGCUGACAGGAAAGCUGCCUAAAGAGUAUCCUCUAGAUCCAGGAGAGGAGGCCCCCACAGUACGACGCAAAAUCGGCACAGCCUUCAAGCUGGAUGAGCAGAAGAUCCUUCCCAAAGGCGAGGAGGAGGAACUGGAGCGCUUGGAGAGAGAGUUCGCUAUCCAGUCUCAGAUCACGGAGGCGGCACGUCGCUUGGCCAGCGAUCCUCACGUGAGCAGCAAGAAGCUGAAGAAGCAGAGGAAGACCUCGUACCUCAACGCACUGAAGAAGCUGCAGGAUAUUGAGAACGGCAUCAACGAGUACCGCGUCCGCUCUGGAAAGAAGCCCACCCAGCGAGCCUCACUCAUCAUAGAGGAAGCUAAUAUUGGCUCAGAGGACAGCUCCCUGUCUGACGCUCUGGUGCUUGAUGAUGAUGACCCCCAGGUGACAGGAACCCCCAACUUCUCUCCAGUCGCCUCCCCCCAUAAAGGCCUCCCUCCUCGGCCACCCUCCCACAGCAGGCCCCCUCCUCCGCAGUCUCUGGAAGGACUGAGGCACCUGCACUACCAGCGCAGUGACUACGACAAGUCUCCAAUCAAACCUCGCAUGUGGAGUGAGAGUUCACUGGAUGAGCCCUACGAGAGGGUGAAGAAACGCUCCUCCCACUCCAGCAGUCACAGGCGGUUCCCCAGCACAGGGAGCUGUGAGGCUGGAGGGAGUAACUCUCUGCAAAACAGUCCAGUGCGCAACCUGCCCCACUGGAACAGCCAAUCCAGCAUGCCCUCUACUCCUGACCUGAGAACCAGGAGCUACGUCCACUCAUCCAGCUUGACUCAGCCCUUCCGUGGGCGGAGCUCCAGUCUGGAGUCUCAGGGGAAGCUGCUGAGUUUGGAGGCGGAGUCAGAAGCAGGGCUCAGCCCGGACCUCUUCCUGUCAGGUCCUCAGCGGACAGGAAGCAACGGCUCGGUGGCCCCGGAUGACUGCUCGUCCUGCACCAGCCACUCCAGCUCGGAGCACUACUACCCUUCGUCUGGCUCCAACCCCAACUACUGCACGCUGGCCGAGGACUCGCCCUCUAAAGCCCGGCAGAGGCAGCGGCAGCGCCACAAGUCCGCCGGACACCUGGGCACCUCCAGCUCAGGCAGCAUGCCCAACCUGGCUGCUCGGAACGGCGGGGGCAGCACUCACGGCAACGGCGGAGUGUGUGGCAGCCACCAGGGCGUUUACCUGCACAGCCAGAGCCAGCCGUCCUCGCAGUACCGCAUCAAGGAGUACCCGCUGUACACGGAGGGCAGCAGCCCCGGCGCAGUGGUGGUCCGCAGCCUGGAGAAUGACCAGGAGGGUCACUACAGCGUCAAGGCCCAGUUCAAAACGUCUAACUCGUACACGGCCGGCGGCCUCUACAAGGAGGGCUGGGGGUCCGGGGAGGACGGCGAGGGGGGCAGCGGUAGCGGCAGGCUCACCCCCUCCAGGUCUCAGAUAGUCAGGACUCCAUCACUGGGGAGGGAAGGGGGUGGAGGGGGGAGAGUAGCCGUGUCUGAGGAGCUCAGGUGUUGGUACCAGCGCUCGUCCGGAUCACUGAAGGAACACUCACGCGUCACACACACCAGCUCCAACGCAUCAGACGGCCGCGGAGGAAGAGUGGGGACACUAGUGAAGGGCUCACCAGCUGCCUCUCCACACAGCCAGAGAAGUGGAACUCCAUGUAGUGAGUCUGCAGCCACGCCCCCCUGCAGUCCCCAGCACAUACUCAACUGGCAGAGCGGGUCAUUCAGCGAUAGCUGUUUCCUGAGCAGUCCCCUGUGCUCCGAGCUAGCAGAUGUGCAGUGGUAUGGACACGAGAAGGCCAAGCCAGGAACACUCGUCUAAACCCACCCCUCCGUCCUCUCCUUCGUCCCCUUCUUCGUCCAUCCCUCCCCUCCCUCUCUCUGUGGAACAGUGUUCUCCAGGAAGGUCUGUCCACAGGCUGGACCUCAACACAUCUUAAAGACAAACCUACAGCUGGAGCAAAUGCCCACCUCAAAUGUCUCUACUUCCUCUCCCCUCAACCCUCACUCCCUCUCUCUCCGUCUGUGCAUAUCCAGCGGUACAGUGGCUCUGGAACUGUAAGAUUAGAGGGGUCAGACCGAACUGGACUAAACUGAGCGAAAGUUGACCUUUCUGACCUUUCUCCCACUGCUUACCUGUUGAACUCUGAACUGUGACCCAGUUAGCUGCCAGCCAGUUGCUCCGUAUGCACAAAAAAAAGUAAUUAAAGACCCUCGUCGUCCGAUCCCGUCGCUGGAGUGAUGCGCAAAGGUGCGUGGUCUCUCCGAUUCGGAGAGAUAUGUGUAAAUGUACGUGUCUGCAUUUCAGUAAACAACUCCCUUCCCACAUAUGCAUACUCAAACACGCACACACACAUCUGUCCCCCAUGCUGUGGCGUGUGUGUAUGUAUGUGUGUGUGUGUGUAUUUCUGCACUGAAGAUUGGAUUGAGAGAUUGGAUAUCUCUCUCGCCCUCUCUCACUCUAAAACAAACUUAUUUCUUCAAAACAUGUUGCUGUCAGCCUUCUCGUUCUCAGAGCUACCACGAUUCACAAGCCCCGCCCAUCCGUAUUCUGUAAGAGUGGGCCGUGAGCCCCUGUUUCUGCCUGUGGACUUUUUGUUUUUGUUAAUUAAGUUCUAUGAAAGAAACUGUAAAAAAAAAGAAGCAGUGUAUGUAUGCCUAAAUAUACAUAUAUACAUCUAAAGACCACACGUAAGCAGCAGCAGGAUGAAAAGAACAAAAAAAACGUUCUUCACAUUUAGGAGUGUUCUAUCUUGUUAGGAAAACUGGACAAUUGGAUUAUUCUCCAGGUUUCCUCAGGUGUGAGAACUUCCCAGAAGCUAGGCUAUCCACACUUAGCACCUCAGUGACAACCAUAGCUCAAUUAUGGUAUUCUAGUCUAUUAAGUAAUGAGUAAUGCUCAUUAUUUCCAUAUGAAUAAAAUGCAUGUAAUGACAGCCUCUAUAGAUAUAUACAUAUUAUAUUUUGUGGAAACCGCUGUCAACCUUUAAUAGUAAAGUGAAGGAGAAAUCAGAGGAGCUAAUGUUAAAGCCUGUAGGGCUUGUUAUUAUACUGUGGGGGUUGUAAUUUUUGCGUUUUAUUGUAUUCCAACAGGACAAUGCUCGUCCACAUACUGGCACCAUCUCAAGAGGCUGCUCUGGAGACACAGAUGUAAUGCAAUCUGUCUAGAAUGCUAUCCCUGUAUAGAAUUAAAGCUGCCAUAGAAAAUACAUUCAAAAAUAUCUUGUAAAUGAAAAUUGUAUCUGCAAUAUAUUGUACAGAAUUUGAAAUUGAAAUUUACAUUUUGUUGUACCAUUACACGCCUAAUUACAACAACACAGUUGUUGCUAUUAAUUAACUAUUAAGGUUACUGUAAGUAAGCAAGACAGAUGUUUAUGAUGUAUUUUAUUCAUGUGGAAAUUAUGAAUAUAUUUUCAGUAUACAAUAAUCUCCAAAAUUUCUAAUUUGUGUAUUACCCAGUACCUUUUCAGAUUCUUCGGCCAAAUGUUGGUUGUCAUUGUAGGCCUGUGUGUGGAAGAACUUCCUAUUAUCACAACCACUAGUGAAAUUUUGAGGGCUUGUGGUCUCUGUCUGUGUGUACUUUUAUAUCUCUCUGUUUAUCAUUUCUCCAUCUGUGACAGUCCAUUUGUCUUGAGUUACCUUUCCAAGGCAUUUGGACAGCUGAAGUUUAGCCUGAGGCUACUGCUGGAAUGUGGAGCUGGGUGCAGUUUCCCUCUAAAACACUGCAGUCUGGAGAUCAGCAUUAUUCAGAGUGUUCAGAGUGCUGGAUCUGCUGCGUUAGAGCGAGUGGUCUUUGUUCUGGCAGACCUCCAUGAAUGUUAGCUGGAGGUUUGCUGGGAUAAUUUAGUGCUGUGGCCCUUACCUUGCGUUUAGACACAAAUCCACCGAGUACUGUAUGUGCCGCUUACUCUCUCAGGCAGCAACCAGUGUACUUUCAGCUAUGGCAGCCUGCCAGCCACUAUGGUGCUCUUGAGCCUGUACUGUACACAGAUAGUGGAUAUGUGGAUGUCCUACAGUGAUGCCCUGCUGUGAGCCUUGAACACCUGCAAGUCCUACUACAAGUCCUGCAAGUCAUCUUCUCCAUACCUGCCAUCAAUGUGAAGGUCAAGAGCUUCGUUUUUUCCUAUUUGUAAAAUUUUGGGAUCUGAACAGAGCCUUACCGAUGGAUUUUUUUUGUAACUGCCAUUCAGAAUUCCGAAACGGAUCGGCAUACAUAGUCAGCACUGUGCUGCUCGUGAAGCCACAGGAUUGGAAGUUGGAAGAGCACAACCUACAGAGACACUGACCAACCGUUUUUCCUCGUUCUUAACCUGGUUUUUACCUCUCUCUCUCUGCCAUUGCCUGGGAAGUAGUUCAGGAGAUAAGCAUUCCAGCAUUCCAAGAGCAAAACUCAGACCCGGUCUUCAGUUACUUCAGAGCAGAAGAAAACCUCCACACUCACAACGAGGUGUUCUACCACACGCUCACUUCAGGUUCUCAGAAAAGCUGAGCCGAAAACAGGGUGUUCAUGUUGUUUUUCUAGCGUCACGCAGUCAGCGAGAUUUUAACCCAAACCGCUGGUGCCCUUCUCCUCCUGUCUGUCUCCCUGCGACGGGGAAACACGCCAAGCCAUACAGCAACGACCACACUCUUUACUCCUUACUCUUUUCUACCGCACUCUCUGCAUGGUCCCUCAAAUACAAGAAAGAAAGACCCCCAGCGUACACAGAUACAUACACACUCUAUCACACAUGGACAUUUAGCAACAAAGGACUUUGUUCUAGUAAAUAGAUAAAUAAAUCUAAAAGCACACAUUUAAUCAUUUAUUUUUUGAAGAAAAAUAACAAAAACAAAUCUUUAUUUCCACUCGUUUGGUUUUCGAACAUGCCAGCAGACAGACAUGCAUUUUCUAUCGAAGUGUUUUCAGCACCAUGGCAAUAUUACCCCUACAUCUCCAAUGUUAACAAUGUCAGAUCUGGCCUGUCUCCCAAAUGGAAUAACGGUAUAAAUGGUUUUCUGCCUGUAUUUUCCUUAAACUGCCUCUCCGCCGUCCCUGAGAUCAGAUGGUGGAUUGGACGUUCACUAAUAGAAAUUGAACUUUGGAACGUUCCAGGCCAUGUUUACCUUGCAUGCUCAACCACUCUCCACUGUGUAGCAUCCUUUUUAACAGCAAAGCUCUAUAGACACAUCCCGAAGAAAAAGAACCUCUCAUUCCCAUUCCCAACAAUGCUGUGGUUCGGGCCUUGUGGUUAUCCACCCACUCCGACUUACAAAGGAAAAAGUGUAUUAUUCUCUUCUCCUCAUCCUCUCAUUCCUACCUGUAUUUAAUAACAAGCCUAAACCUUUUAUAACAAAAAGAUUAAACUAACACAUUUAUCAACAUAUAUGGAAAAGACUAUGGACGCCUGUCUGGGUUAUUUUAAAAAGAAAAAGAAGAAGAAGAAAACAUGUUCAAAUGUUUUAAUUUCUUGUUUUUAUUGUUUUUACAGAUCUGUAUUCAUUUCCUUUUUAUUUCUCACUAAGUUGGGACAUAGUAACGACCCUUUCAGGUGCUACAGGAUGACCAGUUACUGCAUCGUUUCCUAGCUGUAGACUUUUCCUAACUGUUGUCAAUAGUUUUAAUACAAGUUGUGCAAAAAUGAAGGAUGCUAGUUACUAAACUGUGUCGCUCACUCCCUUAUCCUGACAAUAGAGCAUGUUUCAUAAGUUUAUGGAGUUCAGUUCAGACAUAACCGGACACAUUAUAACGGUGUUGUAGAAAAAAAAAAACAAUGUGGAGUUGUUUGGGUGGGGGUUGGGGGGGAAAUAACCAGAUUCCACAGUUAAUUUAUUCUUUUUCUAUUAAGAAUUUGUAUAGUAACUUUACAUUUUUCAAAAACCGUGUUGUUGGCAACUGAUACUGAAUUUUCCAGAUGAGAAAUGUGGUGGUUCUUGAGAUUAUGAAAAAUAAAUUAUUGCUGAAUGUUCUCUAAA
Messenger RNA from Astyanax mexicanus (Mexican tetra), 8420 nucleotides. It is a transcript of the gene frmd4a, whose product is annotated as FERM domain containing 4A. Gene Ontology annotation, cellular component: bicellular tight junction; adherens junction; cytoskeleton. The record is from RefSeq and is a predicted model, not a curated record. Gene Ontology annotation, biological process: establishment of epithelial cell polarity. Bases 1168 to 4290 code for a protein of 1040 amino acids. The transcript has 23 exons. Lineage: Eukaryota; Metazoa; Chordata; Actinopteri; Characiformes; Acestrorhamphidae.